UCAGCCCCAGGCAGAGUUGGAGGGACCUGGGUUAGCAGGGAAAGCCCUGUCUUCCAGGGUGACCACAGACCUGCAAGGCAUCCUAGCUUUGGAAAGCUGAGGCCACCCAGACCACAGAUGCUGCCCUGGUGGCAGGGUCUUUUUUCCACCCAGGUGUCCCAAGGUGAAUCUUGAAGCCAAGUGUCCAGGAUCAGAGCUGUCUGGGCCUGGAGGCCCCGGAGGCAUCUUGGCAAAGCAGCCCCUUGCUUCUGUGCCAGUGCCGCAGUGGAUAUUAAGUUUUCACUGAUGUUGGGGCCAAGGGCCACACGUGGGCCUGAGAGCCCCUCUAGUGCUGCUGGCUCCAACACUCCAGGUCCCAGGAGCUGCUUGCUGGGCCCUGAGGAGUCCGAGUCCUUCUGGAGGAUGUUCUGCCGUUUGGGCGGAAGGUCCUAGGUGUGUGUGGGAAACGCUGCAGCUCCUCCUGAGCCAGGGCUCCUGGCACUCAGGGAUGAGUAGCCCUGGCUGCUCUGCGCUUCCUGGUCGUCUAACACUAUGUCUGUGCACAUGGGAGGCGCAUGUGGGUCUACGCUGCACACGGCAAGGAUGUGGCUGGGGGGUUCAGCAGAGCCCUGGCCCUCUUAGCCAUGCCAUGCCUGCUGGUGGGCACACUGGUGUCCAGCACGCUGGCUCUUGGGCUGCCAUAGGUCAGUUGUGACACUGGGCUGGUGUCCUCCUCGUAGUGAUGGGCUUGAGCCUCCCUGACCCCUGACUGUUCAGCUUGGGGACCUGGCCCUGCAGAAACCUGAGGGCACAGGGUGGUAUCAGAGCUGACACCUUUCCACGCAUCUGGGUGUGGAUGCAAGAUCACGGACACCACAUUGAGGAACUUUUCUUAGAGUAGUGGGGUCUUUGCAUUGCACCCUGAUUUCACAAAGCUAAGCUCCUUUCUCACCUGGAAGGAACCAAGGACUGAGGCAUGCAUGGAAUGCCUCAGCCUCCAGGUAAUCACACUGCUGUCCCACGCUGUCCUCCUCAGCCGCAGUCCAUGAGGCCCAGGCCCACUCAGCCCUGAGACCCUGGUGAGCACAGCCUGCUCUGCUCCUGCUGUGUCCUCAAGGCCAGGUGGCAGCCCACUUGCUGGUGACUCUUACCUCAGGUCCAGUGGGUGCUUGGCAGGGGACAGCAGGUGUUAGGCCGCCUGCCUUCACUAUCUCCACACAGCAUCCAGGGUUCUGUUAUCACCCAUGUCCCCCUCUGAAAGAUCCCACACCUCACAGAGGUCAGCGUGUUUCACAUAGAGUGGCAGUGAGCAACAUUCUGCCCAGGGAAUUGUGGCAGUAACCUUCAUGCAUGGUCAGGGCUCAUCCAAGUCCCACUCUAGAACUGACCGCAUGUGUCUGUGGGCCCCUGAGCCCUUCAGUGUCAGCAUCCUGGGUGAGGAACCCCCUUGCCGUAUGUGGUCCUGGCUGGCCAUGUGUGGACCCUCAGUGCCUCUGAGGCCCAGGCUGUGGGCUCCUAAGUGAUGGCUGUGAGGGGAGCAAGGGACAUCGGCGGUGACGUCGGAGGCAGCUGAAGUUGUGUGUGGCCGAGGUUACCAGCAGUAGCAGCAUAGUGGCUCUGGGGCACUGGGCAGUGGCUUUUCUAAACACCAACUGUCCGUGGAAGGGAGGUGGAGGUCAUGUCACAGCACAGCUCGAGUUGCUGGGCUGUCUUCAGUUUCCCCCGAUUCAGAGGACAGUCACUGUCACCAUCUGGGUUUUGAUGUGAUGAAGUUUGGCCUGAGAAGGACAUGUCCUGCCAACUCCAGGUGGCAUCUUAGCAGGGGAUCUGGAGGUCUGGAGACCUGCCUGUGUGUAAGCUGGGGGGCUGCCAUAUCUGCAAGAGGCGAGGACAUGGUGACACGGCCUCUGGGGUCCUCUGACCUGUUGUGGGCCAAGCACAGGGAACAGGUGGCCUGGUCUACGAUGUCCACACAUAGUGCCCUGGUACAGGACGGCAGUGACCCACCAGUGCCUUCGAGGCCGGUCUGUGGGCCCAGCGGGUGUUUGCCGUCUGCCUGCUGCCUGGCUCCUGCAUUGAGGCCCAGCCCCACUGGGCUUGGAUGCUUUGCUUUGGUGAUGGUUCUGCAUCUGUCCGUGCAGCGUGGCUGCCAUGGCCCUGCUGCAGCACGUAGUGUGCUUCCCACUCCCCCCCAUCCCCACCCCCGCUGCAGGGUUCACAGCCUCUAUCCAGGGUCAGGGACCCUUUGGCUUCCCGUGGUUGAUUCCUGGUGCACAUCACAGCCAGCACAGAGGUGUGGUAUGGAGGGCUGGCACUGUUGUGCCCAGGGCAAGAGGUGGGAAUGCCCCACUAUUGCUUGGCUGCCAGGUCUCAGGAUCCCCGAAGAGGUGGCAUUGCCUGAGUGCUCCAGCCCAGGGCCCAGGGUGGACUGCAGGCGGCCUCGGAAGGCAUUGUGCUAAACCUCCUUCCUCUGUGUGCCCCUCACACCUUACUUUCCAGAUGUUCCUUGCUUCCCAGGGCCCUCAUGGAUGUGCCCGGAGCCCAGGACAUGUAUACUGGGCAGCAGCCUGGGGAUCCCUAGGGUCCAGCAUUGUCAUUUUCACUCUCCCACAGAUGCCCUGGGGGACAGUGGAGGUGUCCCCACAGGCCCAGGCCAUGGCCAAUGGCAUCUGUGAUGCCUAGGGGUCAAGUGUGGAGCUCCUGCCCUGUGGGUGCCAACAGACCCUGGGACCACCAUGUCGGGGCUCUGGGAUGUGGACCCAUGGGGCCACAGCUGGCAGCCUGGCAGAGGCAGGGAGCGGACAGUGGUGUCCAGAGAGGGCCUGAGGCUGGGAAGUGGAUUGGGGCUAGGGGGUGCGAGUCCCCUGGGAAGCCCCACAGCUGCUGGAAGCCCCAGGGAACUUCAGCUAUGGGGGACUGAGACAGGUUUGCAGAGUGUGUGUGAUGUCCAAUCUGCAUCUGUGAGGCAUGUUUCAGGGGCCAGCUGCAACAAAAUGGAGACGGGACCCGAGACCACCUGGAGUGGGGGUGCUGAGGACCGGGCUAGGGCUGUUUUGCUUCUGCCUGGACUUGAAUUUCAGCAACUGGUGGGUAAGAGAAGUGAAGUGACUUUGCUGGCCAUCAGCCACCCCGGGAAGCCAGGCGCCGCCCACCCAGUAAAGCUAGCACUCUGCCCCCAUUUCCUCGCUGGAUGAGUCUGAGGGUUUGGUUCUACUUUGCUGGUUGAGCUAUGCUUCCCUUUGAAAGCCUUGCCCCUCAGUAGCCUUCGUUGUCGGCCCUGCAGCUGUCUGGACAGAUGUGCUGCUCCAUGGUGGGCACUCAGCUGUGAUGGUGGCAGGGCCCACUGAAAGCCAACCCAGUGGCCACCACUGGCCAGCGGUCCUUCAUGAGCUGGGUCCAAGACCAGCUGCAGGCAGGGAGCUGCCCCAGCUCCGGUGCCUACCUGCAUGAGAGGUGCAGGAUGUUGAGGCCUGUGGGACCCUGAGCUCUGCCCUCCAGGCUGUGACCCAGCAUUGCCUGAAGCCAGGGUCCCUGUGCCCCCUCCCUGCAGAGGGAGUCCUGACUGGCUGCCAUCUCAGUGGGGAGAGGCAGAAGUCUGCCUGGCAGACACGAUUUGAUCCAGAGCCUACUGUGAUCCUCAGAUCCUAAGCAUGGGCCCCCAGACUCUGCCCUUGGUCCUCUUUCCAGAGGGUCCCUGAUGGGUGUCACCGUGAGAGGUGGGCAUUUGAGGCAAUGCUGUGUGUCCACAAAGAGACCUUGCACACAGCCAGCACUGCUUGGCCCUGGAGACCAGACAAGGGAGGGUGCUCAUGCCCCAGGCUGGGGGUCCCCGCUUCUGCUCUGGGGCAGCGGCAGGUGCUGGACGCCUCUCCUGUGAACCCUGCACAGAGGGGUCUGUCUGAGCCCUUGGCAGCCGGAGAAGUUUGUUUUCUUUUGUUCUGCAGAAUCUUCUGAGGAAAUGGUAACUGGUUUUGAGCUCAGAAGUCAGAGAAGCUGAAAGGUGUGGUAUAUUUUACGACACAUUCAAGUGGAGGUGAUUCAAACAUGACCAUCAAGUGUCCUGCUGGAUCUGGGUGUAAAGUGUGGCUCUGGGGGGCAUCAUGUGGCAUGGUAGCCAUGGCCCUCCAGGGCCAUGGGCCCAACCAGCCUGUCCAGGGCACCCACUGUGGGUGUAAACUGGCCAGGACAUAGACCUGGCUUGGGUCAUUUUAGCUCCUCCCCCCUUGGGCAGAAAGUUCUGCCCGAGGCAGCGGAGGCAGCCCAUCUGGUGUGUGUACCUCUGUCCCUCCCUCCCUCCAGGUCAGCUCACAGGUGGGCAGGGCUCUGCUGUGCCCUGCAGUGCCCCUUGUUCCUCAGAGGACUGAGGCUCACCGAGGACAGGGCACCGCCCCAUCCUCUCUGUUUAAGCCUGCAGCCACUGUGCCCUGAGAACAGAGGCAAGAGUCCCUCAGCUGUGCUGUGCCAUGUCCCUGCCAUCCGGCGUGGAGGAGCCCCAAUGGCUCUCACAGCACCAGCAAGAGGCUACCGUCAAGGGCCUCUUGGAAGGGAGGACCUGGGCAGGGCAGUGAGGACCUGGAGCAGGACCCCUGCAGACAGAGCCCAGAGUCCAUGUCCACCAUAGUCACCCCACCUGCCCUGUGCCUCAGUGCCAGGGGUUGAUUGGGAGCUGGGUGGGGAAACCCCAUGCUGGGUCCCCAUGGGAGAGGAUAGUGGGGCUGCCGCAGUGGACAUGGGUGUCACCCCCUCAGGAGACAUUGGAUUGUUGGAGAGUGGCUAUCUAGAAGCCCCAUGAGAGGCAGCCAGUGCCAUGGCCGGUAACCACGCAGGGAGCAUGGCUAGCUGGGGGUGGGAGAAUGGGCAAAGCACCACGACAAGGCUGGAGGAGCCGUGAGCACCCCGUGCACGUCCCGGAGCCAUGCCAGUUGUGGGCAGCACGUGCCGGCCUCUCUGUGACACUGUGCAGGUCUGGAGUGGAGGACCUGUCUUCCCUGUCACGCCUGGGACACUCUGAGUGCCUCCUGGCUGCAGGGCCCGUCUCUCCACACCCAGAUUUGUUGAAUGACCUAGGCUUUCUUGACAGCAGCACUGGCUUGGGCCCUGGGGCCAUGUGUUGUACGAAGUCCUUGAGACCAAGCUAUACUUCAGUGGGAUAGGUCUGGUCACGCAGGCAGUGUCCAGGUGUGCCUGGCAGGCGACAGUGUCGGGUGGUCUCUGAGGCUUGCUUUGAACCACUGACAUGGAGGCCAAGACCCUGUGUGGGCAGGAAGGUCCUCUGUCACUGCUGGGUGAGGGGGGUCCAUGCUGGCCUGCAUACUUGUGUCUCACCAGAGUGGACGUGGCCUCCUGGCUACAGGUUCGGGAAACCACUUGGGGACUCCUCAGCAUGACCUGGGGCUCAGGCAGGGUGGAGGUAGCACACAGGAGGACAGAGGCCACACUGCCUGCUGUGGGGAGCGGUGGAUGGGCAUGGAGGGUGCUGUGUCUCUGGUAGCACUGCCAUGGACUCUGGGCCUGGGGACAGGGAUCAGGCCAGCGUGUCCCCUUCCACCCCCACCCUAGCCCUAGCGACCGGAGCAGCGGGUCCUUGGUCUCACGAGUGUCACUGUGGUGGUGUCCUCAGAACCAUGUGCUGUCGUCUUUGCUGUCCCUGCAGUUGGACCGAGCCCAGGGGUGUAGCCAUGCUUCCUGCAUUCCAGGUUAUCCCUAUAUCUACCCUGUGUGGGCCACGGGGCUGAUGCCUUCCCCAGGCAUCUUUUUUUUUUUUUUUUUGGCACCAGGACUCAAACUCAUGGCCUCGAGCUUGCCAGGCAGGCGCUUAUGCCUCUGAACUAAAUCUCCAGCCCAAUCUUUUGUUACUUAAUAGAGACGAGCAUGUAGGCCUCCGCUGGACCCUUUGUCCUUCCCAUGGGGUCCAGGCAACUUCCCUGGGGAGGCUUGGGUUGGUCCCUGCUCCUUUAAGACCCCUCUGCCAGGCAGAGCCACGGCCUCCCUUUGAUCUCCACAGCCCGGGGCCAGCAAUAGAGCAGCCCGUGGAGAGGUUUACUGCAGUGUGCAGGGAAUGUUCCCGCAUGGCGCCGCAGAGGGUGUUUAAAAACAAGAAAAAAGUUUAUUGCUUUUUCUGAGUUGCUCCAUCCCUGGGGACCCUGCCUAUAAUCAAACUCGAGUGCCUGGCCUUCCAGUCUACUUGCUGGCGAGUUUGCUGGCAUCGUGUGCGAACAUACGGUGUCUGCUAAAUUAAAGGGGAAAAGUUGUGUGCGUUCAGUUGAGCUCUUUUCCAGCUUUGGAAUUAAUCUUCCUUUGAAAUAGGAAACAUAAGGCAGUUGUAGGAACAAAAGAAAGCAAAGCUGCCAGGCGGCUUUCCCGUGGCGGAGUCCAAAUCCGGGCCUGGACCUGGUCUGCAUCUGAGGUUAGUGGGUUUUGGGGUACUGAGGGCAACUUUCCAGAAUCUAGGAACCCCAUCUGGCUUUUACUUUGUCUUUUUGCAGCUGCAGUGACAGGGAGCAGAGAGUGGCACCCAGUGGGAGGCUGAAUGCCCUGGUCUCCUCUUCCUGGGAAAUCUGGGGGAGGAAGUGCCUUGCCUCCUGGCCGGGACAUAGGCACGUGUCCACUCAGCUCCUGGACACCCGGACCUCAGGGCAGAACUGAGCUGCUCAGUGAGGACGCUAAGGAGAGGCCUUUCCACGAAAAUCAGGGCCCCCUAGAAGUGGCUCUGCCCUCCGAGAAAGCCGAGGGCCAUGAGAGCCCAGGACAGCUCCUCAUCGUGGAUGAUGGCGAGAGGGCACCAGCCCGUGAGGGUCCGCGAGAAGGGGCCAGGAGGCGCCUGAACAUUGAUGCCCUCCAGUGUGACAUCUCAGUGGAGGAGGGCAACCGCCAGGAGUGGACGUUCACGCUCUACGACUUUGACAACAGUGGGGUGAUCACCAGGGAGGACAUGUCUAGCCUGAUGCACACCAUCUAUGAGGUUGUGGAUGCCUCCAUGAACCACUCUUCAGGCAGCAGCAAGACCCUCCGUGUGAAGUUGACCGUGAGCCCCGAGCCUGCAGGCUCCCAGAAGGAGAAUCCUGCCAGCCAGGACCGGGAGCCUAUGCACAGCAGGACGGACACUGAGUUGGCCGAGGACCCCCGGGGGGCCGACAAGAGGCUCUCUGCCCACAUCAGGAGGCCCAGUGGUGACCCCCGCCCCUGUCCCGUGCGGGGUCCCUACUGCGUGGACGAGAACACUGAGCGUAGGAACCACUACCUGGACCUCGCUGGAAUCGAAAACUACACCUCCAAGUUUGGCCCUGGGUCGCCACCUGAGCAGGCCAGGCAGGAGCACCCCGGCAAGGCUGCAUACCCCCAGAGCCGCUCCCGCUCCCAGGAGCCCGACUCCCACGUCGUGCACCACCGCCGCUCCCAGGUGCUGGCUGACCACGCCACGCUUGCUGAGCCUGCUGCCCGAAGUCUGGAUGUGCAGCCUCGACUGAAGGGGCCAGAGAAGCCAUUCCUCAGGUCCCCCAAGGGCACUGGGAAGCCGCCUGGGGCACUGGGCAGCGGGAAGCCGGGCAGAGCCCUCAGCUACUACCUGCCAGCCACCACACCAUCACAGGCUGCCCAAGACAGUGGCCACCACCCGGGCCAGCCUCCACCGCCACCCCUGCCACAGUCUCAUGGCCACAGGCGGCCACGGCAGAAGGGCAGGGAGGGCCACUCACCACUCAAGGGCACGCACAGCCAGCCUGCUGCAGUGGAGCACGAGGUCGCACGGGACUUGCCACCUGGACUGGGUACUGAGGGCUGUGUGGUGCCCGUGGUCCAGCGGCAUGAACACCACCACCACCACGAGCACCACCACCACCACCACCACCACCACCACCACCACUUCCACCCAGCCUAGUGCCUGCUACACCCAGUGAGGGAUGCCACGUGCCCUUGGGCAGGCAUGGAGCUUGGUGCCCCGACCUGAUGCCAGGCUCAGACACCAGGUGGGCAGAGCAGGGACGAUGCCAGGAUGGACACUGUGUGCCCGGCCUUCUUCCGGCACGUCCUCCAUGCCGUAGAGGCAGGAGCACAGUGCCCAACGGGAAGCAAUGCAUGUGGAAACCCACCAUGUCUGUCCACAUGUCCGCAGUGUCCAGGGCGUGGCAGUCCAUUCUCAUUCUUUCAAGGGCUAUGGGCUCCCCACGGGGCCAAAAGUGGGUAAGGGGCUGAAGCUUCCCAUGUUUGUUCCUUAUGAAACUUGGGGGUGGUUCCCCACGGGCUGCAUCUCCCAGACCCAUGUGCGUGGCUCCAAGCUCAGACACAGCAUCGUGGCAGCGGCUGUAGAGCCAGCAGGCAGCUGGGGAGCCCCGGGUCCCUAGCAUCUUUGCAGUUGGGGCACAGCACAGGGACACAGUGUGCAGGCUGUGGUCGGUUGCCAGACCUGGGGUGAUGUUCAUCCAGGCAAAGGGCCCAGACUUAGGCCACUUAUGUGUGGCCGCAAGGCCUCCCCAGUGUCCUCCUCUGUGAGGGCUGGUGGUAGAGGGGCCCCGCAGUGCAUGGCCCAGUGGGUUCCACAGAGGCAGGAGGCAGCAGGCAGGUGACUGUUUGCCUCUUGCAGUCUUUUAACGUUCAGCAGACUGAUGGCCAGGGGGGCACUGCAGGCAGGAUGAAGGUUGUAUCUGGUAACCCGCUGCACUGUCACAACAGGCUUUGCUACGUGCACUGUUCCCCCACCACGGUGGCGCAGGCGUGAGCUUUGAAGAGCGGGCACACUCAUGUGGACCCAUAGUGCUGCUCUGUGAAACCCCAGAACCUGACACAUAAACCCAGAUGCAGCUGCGACCACGGGCAGCCAGGUGCUGUCCCAGGUCCUGUGCUGCUUCAGGGCAGCAAGCAGGAGCCAAGAGACAAGAGCAAGCUCGCCUGUGUGCCUAAUGCUCAGUGUCCCUCAGGCUUCUGCACAUCCAGCCUCUCCUGUGAGUGACACCCCUCUGCUCAGGAGAGCUGGGUCCCAGGGCCUGUGCUCCCCAUGUAGUGCCCAGCCAGCCUUUUGACUGGACCUGACUAUCUGGCAUGGGGUGGGCCUCAUGCGUGGGCAGGGAUCCCACUGAAGGAGUCCUGGUGUAUUAGCCCACCUGGCACCAGGUUCUGCUGACACCAUCACCUGCCUGCUUCUCAAUGAUGCCAUAGGCUGGAUAGCCCCCAGCAUCCCAGGGCCAGGGCCCAGCUGGUGUAGGGGCUGAGGGUCAGUGGGCACUAUCCUGCCCUAACCAUCAGUGGGUACCUGCCAUCCUCAGCACUCUGUGUGUGACAGCCUCCCCUUCAGGGUGACCUUGAAGACAGCACAUCACUUACUGCAAUGCAAGGGGUCCAGCAUGGAGGUGGACCCAUAUGGCCCACAGGAAGCCUGUAUGUGGCCCCCACAAGUAGACAGGACAGCCUCUGGGCGCCCAGCUUGGCCUGGCCCGGGAGACCCAUACUGUAGACCAAGAAGGUGCUCCUGACAGGUUAUGGGAGGGCAGGCUUGGCCAGGCAGGACAGCCACAGGCCAUGUGCUCUUUACAAUAGAAGUGGGCUGCCUGCUGGGCGGCCUUGUAGUGGGACAAGGUAUCUCCAGUGUCUCUUCCUCAGGGCUUCGCCUCCUACCCUCAGCUCAGGCACUGCCUGGGCCUCUUGCCCCAGCCUCCUCUGUCACCUGCUUCUGAGGCAAGGCCCCCCACAAUAGGCCCAGUGCAGUGCCAGACGACCAAGCUCACAGCUCUGAGCUGCCAGUACUAUUCAGGCCAACACAGCCAGCAAGCACGGCUGGAGGGUGCUGAGUCCCAGUAUCUCCCCACCCUGCCUGCCCUCACCACUGACCUGCUGGGCCUGACAUCCUGUGGUCCUACCCACAAGCACCGACAUCUGGCCUUCCAGCCCUGGACACUAUGGGCACAUCCAGUGCUCUGGAAGAGGGUGGAGCCAGGUGCCCAUGCAGCUUCUGGUGAAGACAGCUUGGGAACCACAGCUGUCCCUAUGUGCUGCACCCUUUCUCCCCUGGCACCAGGGUCCUGGUCCCCACUCCCUGGAUUGCUGUCCCUGCCUCAAUCACAGCCUCAGCAGGGUGAGGUGUGAGCUGCCCACUGGUGAUGUCCCAGGUGGUGCUCCUGCCCCUUGAUAAAGCACAGGGUGAUGCUAGGGGCAAAGCUGCCAGGCAUGGGAGGCUCCAGGUUCCAUCCAGCACCAGUACAAGCUGGGCCACUUCUCACUCAGCAGAACUGAGUGUACUGCUCUGCAUUGCUUGUGAUCUGGGUGCAUGUGUGGCAGGUAUGGUCCACCUGGCCUGCAGUCAUCUCUAAGAGGGGAAGGGGAGUAUGUGGUUCUCUGCAGCCACUCAGAUUCCACAGGACUUUAUUCCACUAACAAAAUUGUACAAAGACAUGGAGCUGUAAAAGGAGAAUGUGGACGGGAGACUGAACAGCCACAGCAAGGGCUCCCGGGGCGGGCACGCGACCUCACAAGCCAGGCUCCGGAACCGGACUGGGAGCCACCUGCUCUACCCUGGGCCAAGGCCCAGCAAAGUAGGCAGGGUUCACCGUGCUGGCUGGACACACAGCCCACUAGCCCACUGUCUGACCUGGCCCCUCGUGCCACAGCCAAUUUUCUGGGGGAACCUGGAUGCCAUGAAGGCUGUGUGUGGCCCUGGGCUUCCCACAUAAAUGUGAUUAACAGGGUGCCACCCCCCACUAUUUAAAUAAAUAAAUACACUCUGCAGAGAGCAAGGCACCAA
Cavia porcellus (domestic guinea pig) is the source of this 10708-nucleotide messenger RNA. RefSeq names its product NKD inhibitor of WNT signaling pathway 2 (gene Nkd2). Gene Ontology annotation, cellular component: cytoplasm. Gene Ontology annotation, biological process: negative regulation of Wnt signaling pathway. Lineage: Eukaryota; Metazoa; Chordata; Mammalia; Rodentia; Caviidae. Bases 6509 to 7855 code for a protein of 448 amino acids. The transcript has 8 exons. The record is from RefSeq and is a predicted model, not a curated record. Gene Ontology annotation, molecular function: calcium ion binding.